This is a messenger RNA of Lolium rigidum, 762 nucleotides long. RefSeq names its product bark storage protein A-like. The record is from RefSeq and is a predicted model, not a curated record. The coding region runs from base 1 to 762 and encodes 253 amino acids. The transcript has a single exon. Gene Ontology annotation, biological process: nucleoside metabolic process. Lineage: Eukaryota; Viridiplantae; Streptophyta; Magnoliopsida; Poales; Poaceae. Gene Ontology annotation, molecular function: catalytic activity.
AUGCAGCUUAACGCCGGGCUGGCCACCCAGAUGUUGUUGAGCCUGUUCCGGGUGAAAGGCAUUGUCCAUUGGGGCAUUGCCGGCAACGCGAACGAGGACCUCCAGAUCGGCGACGUCACCAUCCCCGAGUACUGGGCCCACCUCUCCCUCUGGAACUGGCAGCGCUACGGCGACGGGAAGGAGAACGAGCUGCCGCUGGAGGCCGCCGGUGACUACACGCGGGAGUACGGCUUCCUCAACUUCUCCGACUACACCGUCGGGCAAGGUAACCCGGCCUUGUCGGCGAACGAGCUCAACAACAUCUGGUACCAGCCGGAGGAGAUCUUCCCGGCGUCGGGCGUUCCCGAGGAGCGGCAGCACGCGUUCUGGGUCCGUGCCAGCAAGCGCUACUACGCGUUGGCGGCGAAGCUGGAGGGGAUGGAGCUGCCGGCGUGCGUGAACGGGACGACGACGUGCCUUCCCCGCCCGCCGCGGGUAGUGCGGGUCAGCAGGGGGUGCAGCGGCAACGUGUUCCUGGACAACGCCCGGUACCGCCAGUUCCUGCGCACCAAGUUCGAGUGCACGCCCAUCGAGAUGGAGAGCGCCGCGGUCGCGCUUGUCGCGUACCAGCAGGGUGUCCCGUUCCUCACCAUCCGCUCGCUGUCGGAUCUGGCCGGGGGUGGAUCAGCUCUUGGGAACGAGGCCAGCACGUUCAUCAGCAUCGCCGCUCAGAAUGCCGUGGACGUCAUGCUCAAAUUUGUGCCGCUGCUAAAGGAGCAAUAG